UAUAUAUAAAAAUGUUUCCAGACAGCUCCACCGUUGCUAAGAACCAGCAGGAUUGACUACCACGACGUCGUUCUAACAGGACAGGAAAGGAUAAAGCUAACAUCUGCCUGGACUCCCAUAACCGUUAUGCUGAUCAAUGUCGUCACCACCUACAUCUGUUACACGUUCGGAAAGUUCGCCUGUAAGAUCAUGGUCCAGAUGGUUUGUUUUGCCUUCCCGAUCAACCUAACCGUACCAGUGCUUAUAACAGCACUCAUAUCAGUAGUUGGCAACUAUUAUGAAGAUGUAUGUGCCUAUGCUGAUCUCAUGCCGAGGUAUCUAUUCUUCAACAUACCGAUGCCGAUGACCAAGGUAGGAGACUUUCUGUUCCAAGAGCAUGCCUGGAUAUGGUUGAUGUGGCUGCUGUCACAAACCUGGAUCACGAUCCACAUUUGGUUCAACGAAAACCGAAGAUUGUCCAGAACAGAGGUGUUGUUCUUCAAGCCCUUGUAUGAUGCUUUCUUCAUCGAUCAGUCGCUGGCUAUGAAUCGAAGGAGGAUUACAGUGGACGAAAAGCAUGAAGAAAUUACUAUUGAUAACGAGGCCGUGGUGAAGGUGUAUGCCUGUGGUACUAUGUGGCAUGAGGAAAAAGACGAGAUGGUUAUGUUCUUGAAAUCAAUUUUGAGGAUGGACGAGGACCAGUGUGCUCUGAGGAUGUGCAAGGAAUUCCAUAAAGAAGCACCACCAGAGUACUACGAAUUUGAAGCUCACAUUCUGUUCGACGAUGCUUUCAUCCGGAAGAAAAAAGACCCGGAACCUCGACUGAACGAAUACGUCCUACGCUUAAUCGAGUCAGUACAAGACGCUGUCAGCAAUCUCCACGCGACAAACGUCAAGGUCAAACCACCGACAAUAAUGCAAACACCAUACGGAGGCCGAAUCGUCUGGACUCUGCCAGGUCGAAAUAAGCUAGUGGUACAUUUGAAGGACACCGACAAGAUUAGGACUAGGAAGCGAUGGUCGCAGGUCAUGUACAUGUACUACCUUCUUGGGUACAGGAUAAUGGACAACGACGAGCUUUCGAACAGUGAAAUUGCGAGCAUUUCAGAGAAUACUUACAUAUUGGCCUUGGAUGGAGACAUCGAUUUCCAACCGCAUGCUGUCCAGUUGCUGCUGGAUUACAUGAAGAGAAACAGAGGCUUAGGAGCUGCUUGUGGUAGGAUCCAUCCAGUAGGAGCUGGGGCGAUGGCCUGGUACCAAAUCUUCGAAUACGCUGUCGGCCAUUGGCUGCAGAAAGCCACUGAACACGUGAUUGGCUGCGUAUUGUGCAGUCCCGGAUGCUUCUCUCUAUUCAGAGCUAGCGCUCUCAUGGACCAUAAUGUGAUGGCUAAGUACACCACAGAAUCGGAUGAAGCCAAACAUUUCGUACAGUACGAUCAAGGUGAAGAUAGAUGGCUAUGUACCUUGCUCUUACAAAGGGGCUACCGUGUAGAAUAUUCAGCUGCCUCAGAUGCAUACACGAAAUGUCCUGAAGGGUUCAACGAAUUUUAUAACCAACGAAGAAGAUGGAUGCCUUCAACUACUGCAAACAUCUUGGACUUGCUGAAUGACCGCGAUCAUAUUGUCAAAGUGAACGAAAAUAUUUCGUGGUUGUACAUCAUAUAUCAAAUGAUUCUCAUGGUGGGUACAGUGCUGGGUCCAGGAACAAUUUUCCUCAUGUUGGUAGGGGCAUUCGUCUCUGCUUUCAAGCUCAGUCAAUGGGAAAGCUUCGGAUGGAACCUCCUACCUAUUCUCCUUUUUGUAAUAAUCUGCGCCAUCUGCAAAGCCGAAACUCAACUGUUCUUUGCUAGCAUCAUCAGUGGAAUGUAUGGUUUGGUCAUGAUGGCUGUCUUGGUCGGAAUCCUUCUCCAGAUUAAGGACGAUGGUGUUAUGGCACCUUCGUCUUUAUUCUUCUUUUUCGUUGCAAUGGAGUUCAUCGUCACCGCUUUACUCCAUCCUCAGGAGUUCUACUGUUUGAAGUACGGCGUGAUAUACUACGUGACGGUACCCAGUAUGUACAUGCUGUUGGUUAUAUAUUCGGUCUUCAAUAUGAACUCCAUCUCAUGGGGUACCAGGGACGUGAAACUUGUCGACGAUGAUGCACCAGAAAAUGGGGAUAAAGAUAAGAACGAAGAAGAUUCCACUGGCGCAAAAGUGAAGAAGCAGUUGAACAAGUUCCAGGCAUUCUUCAGAUCGUGUUGCGAAUGUUUUUACUUGCGUGAGACGGAUCUGCUGCGGAACAUACAACAAAAACUGGAUGUAAUAGAACGUAAUCAGUACAACCUAGACACUACUGUUGAGCUGAGGCGACCGACCAAAAGGCCUUCGACGAUACCAGAAGGACAAAAAUCAUCCAGAGCUUCAUUGAAAGGUUCGAGUCCUCCAACGAGAAUGAGUUCGAGUAAUUUCAAGGAAGAUGGCGAAGACGGUAGCUCCGAAUACGCUGCGUCUGUAGUGAACAUACCGGAGGAUAGUUGGAUGGACCAGUUCGAGGGGGCAGGCGUUGAAACGCUGGUGCUUGAGAAGAAAGAGGACGAGUUUUGGAAGGACCUGAUCAAGGAGUAUUUGUCUCCGAUAGAUGCAAAUACUGCAAAGCAGAAAAAAAUUGGAAAAGACCUGAAAGAUCUCAGGGACAAAACGGUCAUGUCUUUCUUCAUGCUGAACUCGCUCUUCGUUUUAACCGUAUUCAUGUUGACGAUACAAAAGAAUGUGCUGCACAUAGACUGGCCGUUCAACCCGAAGGUGAAUUUUACGUAUCGACGAGAUACGAACGAGUUUACAAUCCACCAAGACUUCCUGCAAUUAGAGCCAAUCGGGUUCAUCUUCCUGAUAUUCUUCUUCAUGUUGAUGGGCAUCCAAUUCUUCGGUAUGAUCCAGCACCGGUUCGGCACCUACUGUCACAUUAUGGCCAGCACUUACCUGAACUUGAUUCCAACAAGACGUCGUAAGGAUCUUAAGGAGAUGGGGAAGAACGAACUGAGAGACCCGAAGCUGUUCAAAAAGUUGAUAAAGCUUCAAGGAAUCAACGACGAAGAGAAGGACGCGGAGAAAAGCGUGGACGUCAAAGCGAGGAAAACUGCUGCUGUCCUUGCUAUGAAGAAAGGGAAGAAGAAAAGACCGACUAUUUACUAUUUGGACGAAGCGUACCGGAAGCGGAUGGAGAACUUCAAAGAAGGAAACUUUACGGAGGACAUCGGUGUGAAUCGGAAGACUCUGCACAAUCUGGUAGGCCAGCAGUCAUCACAAACUACAAAUCAUAGAAAUGAGACGGCAACUUCAGCUCUUCAAGAACAUACCGUGUUAUAAUGUAUAACUUGCGUCUCAUGUAACUUAUUCCUAUUUAUUGAUUAUAAAUUUUACUGUACAUAAAAUGUGAGCUAGCCGCUU
Messenger RNA from Acanthoscelides obtectus, 3405 nucleotides. The record is from the annotation of a GenBank genome assembly. NCBI's taxonomy places the organism in Eukaryota, Metazoa, Arthropoda, Insecta, Coleoptera, Chrysomelidae.